Humulus lupulus (European hop) is the source of this 4608-nucleotide messenger RNA. Its product is annotated as formin-like protein 14. Lineage: Eukaryota; Viridiplantae; Streptophyta; Magnoliopsida; Rosales; Cannabaceae. The record is from RefSeq and is a predicted model, not a curated record. The transcript has 18 exons. The coding region runs from base 346 to 4119 and encodes 1257 amino acids.
AAUUUAAUUUAUUUAAUUUCAAUUCAAAGAAGAUUCAAAGAGACAAGCUUUGAUAGUUUCAAAUCUCACAAAACAAUACACAUUGCCUCCCCUCACUCCUCCUUCUCCCUCUUCUUCUCAUACUUUUUCCCUCCUCUCCACACUUCCGACGCCAUUUUCUUCUUCUCUCUCACCCUUUUCUGGAUUUUCUCUUAAUUCUUCUCUUUCGUCGCCGGACAUCUUGGACUGCACUGCACCGAAGCUGACCGGAGCUUUUUAUGGUUCGAACCGAUCCCAUCAUUUUAAGCUACAUUCCGGUCCUAGCUAGCUUAUUGGUGAAACCCCAUAUGCUAUCUAUUUGAGGAAAUGACUCUUCUUAGUAGAUUCUUUUACAAGAGACCCCCGGAUGGGUUGCUGGAAUUUAUUGACCGAGUAUAUGUUUUUGAUUCGUGUUUUUCUACGGAAGUCUUGACUGAAGAAUUGUACCAAAUAUACUUGCACGAAGUCAUUACCGAGUUACAUGAAGAAUUUCCUGACUCAUCUUUCCUUGCAUUCAAUUUUCGUGAUGGUGAAAAGCGAAGCCAAUUUGCUGAAACACUCUGUGAAUACGAUGUUACCGUUAUGGACUAUCCUCGGCAAUAUGAGGGUUGCCCCCUCCUCCCAUUGUCUUUGAUUCAACAUUUUCUUCGUGUUUGUGACAACUGGCUGUCACUUGGGAAUGAGCAGAAUAUUAUUCUUGUACACUGUGAGAGAGGGGGUUGGCCACUCUUGGCAUUUCUCUUAGCUAGUUUUCUGAUUUUCAAAAAGAUUCACAGUGGUGAACGGAAGACUCUUCAAAUUGUUCAUCGAGAAGCUCCCAAAGGUUUCUUGCAACUGCUAUCACCUUUAAACCCAUUGCCAUCUCAACUUCGUUAUCUUCAGUAUGUGACGAGAAGAAAUAUAACUCCAGAGUGGCCACCUCCUGAGCGAGCUUUGUCUUUAGACUGUGUCAUUCUUCGAGCUAUACCAGGCUUUGAUUCUCAAAAUGGUUGUAGACCAAUUAUUCGCAUUUUUGGUAGGAGUCUUUUAAGUAAGGGUGCGGUUACUACCCAAAUGUUAUUCUCUAUGUCCAAAAAGAAGACUCUGCGACACUACUGUCAGGUAGACUGUGAUGUGAUCAAAAUUGACAUUCAGUGCUUGGUUCAAGGAGAUGUUGUAAUGGAGUGCGUCCAUUUAGACCUGGAUUCUGAAAGAGAAGUUAUGAUGUUUCGUAUAAUGUUCAAUACAGCAUUCAUUCGUUCCAACAUAUUAAUGUUAAAUUCUGAUAACUUGGACAUCCUUUGGGAUUCAAAAGAGCGUUAUCCAAAAGGAUUUCGGGCAGAGGUAUUGUUUGGGGAUGUUGAAAGCAUCUCUCCACCUAGGGCUCCAACGACAAUUUUAAAUGGUGAGGAAAAAGGUGGCUUACCCAUCGAAGCUUUUUCAAGGGUUCAAGAACUAUUCAACGGUGUUGAUUGGGUUGAUAGCAAUGAUGAUGCUGCACUAUGGUUACUUAAACAACUCUCAAUCAUGAGUGAUGCGAAAGACUUUUCAAGGUUUCAAAAUAAGACAAGUUUUUACUCUUCGCCGGGUGACUCAGAAGAAGAAAACAAUGCAUCUAGUACUGCUGAUAGUACUGAUGAAGCUUUUGAUAUUGUUUCAAAGACUUCAAUGGAUUCCGCAAAGCCAUUGAUACUUGAUGCAGUUGAUUCAUUUCCCUCAUCUUUUGAAAAUGAAGGUGGAAAGGAUGUCAAUCUUGCUUUCGAAUCACUUGAUCAAGUGUUGGUUGAAUCUAGUCAAUCAUCAUUUCCAAGAGAAGGAUCUCCACGUCUUUUAACUACUGCAACACUUCCUCAAUCACCCUUUCCCUCUCACUCACAUCCUCAACAACAACCAUUAUCUCCGACGUCAACAUCAAUAACAAGACCACCGUCGCCGUCACCGCCACCAUCACCACCACCAGCCUUUAAUAAGGAAUAUACUACAACCUUUUUUGAUACUAACAGAGGUCCAACUCCUCCUCCACCGCCUCCUCCACCUCCUCUUUUUAAUUUGUCCAAACCUAUCUUGUUAUCACCGCCACCACCACCACCGCCACCAUCAUUUGUGCCUUCAUCCACCAUUAGUUUAAAUUCAUCUCCACCACCUCCACCGCCGCCUCCAUCUGGAAGUAAUACUAGGUCACCACCACUGCCUCCGCCUCCGCCUCCACCUCCCCCUCCUACUAGCAAUACUAGAGCCCCACCCCCGCCCCCGCCCCCACCAUCUAAUAGUAAUACUACUAACAAACUAGCUCCACCUCCACCUCCACCUCCACCUAUACCAUUGUUGUCUAAUGGAAAUGCUACUAGACCACCACCACCACCUCCUCUUCCAUCUGUUGGUAAUACUAAUAAAGCACCAUUACCCCCUCCACCCCCACCCCCAACCCCUCCAUUUGCUGGUAAUACUAUUAAAGCACCAUUACCCCCUCCACCCCCACCCCCUCCAUUUGCUGGUAAUACUAUUAAAGCACCCCCACCCCCACCACCUCCACAUCCAUCAUUUGCUGGUAAUAGUAGGCCACCACCUCCACCUCCACCUCCUUUAGGUCCUGCAAGAUCUACUCCACGGCCUCCCCCUCCACCUCCUUCAGGACCUGCAAGAUCUACUCCUCCACCUCCACCUCCUGCACCAAAACUCCCUAAUGCUCCUCCACCGCCAACUCAUGGUGUUGCACCAUCUCCACCCCCACUGCCAGGGGCAAAACAAUCAAGUGCACCACCACCACCACCUUUAAAAGGAAAAGUCUCUUCUGGGUCAACAAUUCAAGGAAGAAGUCGGGGUGCAAGUGUUGCCAUUAAUGCCCCCAAAAAAGCUUCUUUAAAGCCUCUACAUUGGGUGAAAGUUACUCGGGCAAUGCAAGGGAGUUUAUGGGCUGAUUCUCAUAAACAAGACAAUCAGUCAAGGGCUCCUGAAAUAGAUAUAUCGGAACUUGAAAGUCUAUUCUCAGCUGCAUCUGCUACAGAUGGAGCUGGUAACAAGGGUGGAGUUCGUCGUGGUCCUAACAUAAACAAGCCAGAAAAAGUGCAAUUGGUUGACUUGCGCAGAGCAUAUAACUGUGAAAUUAUGCUAUCAAAGAUUAAAAUACCUUUGCCAGAAAUGAUUAAUGCUGUUCUGGCUUUGGAUUCUUCUACGCUGGACAUUGAUCAGGUUGAGAAUCUCAUUAAAUUUUGUCCAGCAAAGGAAGAAAUGGAAAUUCUUAAGAAUUAUGCAGGUGAAAAAGAAAAGCUUGGGAGGUGUGAACAGUUUUUCAUGGAACUGAUGAAGGUUCCACGAGUUGAAUCCAAGUUGAGGGUGUUUGCUUUCAAAAUCACAUUUUCCAGUCAGGUGAAUGAUUUAAGAAAUCAUCUGAAUACAAUUAACAAUGCUACUAGAGAGGUGAAGGAAUCAGGGAAAUUGCGUCAGAUAAUGCAGACAAUUCUAACUUUGGGAAAUGCUCUGAAUCAAGGCACUGCACGAGGAUCUGCCAUAGGGUUCAAAUUGGAUAGCCUUCUGAAAUUGUCGGAUACUCGAGCAAGAAAUAACAAAAUGACUUUAAUGCAUUAUUUGUGCAAGCUCCUUGCUGAGAAAAUGCCAGAGUUGCUGGAUUUUGAUAAGGAUCUUAUUCAUUUAGAAGGUGCCUCUAAGAUUCAAUUGAAAGCUUUGGCUGAAGAAAUGCAAGCUGUGAGCAAAGGUCUUGAAAAGGUUGAGCUAGAACUUGCUGCUUCAGAAAAUGACGGUUCAAUCUCUCUGGGUUUCCAGAAGGUUCUAAAGAGUUUUCUUGAUACUGCGGAAGCUGAAGUACGGUCGCUAAUAUCCUUAUACUCUGAAGUGGGAAGAAAUGCAGAUUCGUUGUCCCAAUACUUUGGAGAGGAUCCAGCUCGGUGUCCUUUUGAACAAGUGACACAAAUCUUGGCGGUCUUUGUGAAAAUGUUCAAUAAGUCACGAGAUGAGAAUGAAAAGCUGGCUGAUGCUGAGAAAAAGAAACUAGAGAAGGAAGCCAUGAAAGACCGGAGUAUGGCUCUUUCAUCUGCAAAGAAAGAUGAAGAUAAAAUUUCUUCAAUCUCAGAGGCUAUUCUAGGGAAAACAAAAAUCAAACAAUAGUCUUGCCUGACUUAGAGCCCUGAGAUAAAGAAAGGAAGGGACGAAACCCUGGAAGGAAAGUUGGAGCUUGCUAGAAUGGCAUGAAUUGUUAAGCACAAAGGUGGAUUAUAGGAUCACUCCAUUUAAUUGCCAGACAAAUUUUGGCCAACUUUCAACUGCAUGGUUUGACACAUGAAACCAAGCCUUUCUGAAGACCAGAAUGCUUGGGAAUACGCCACUAAAUUUUAUGCUGUAGACCGGCAAUCGCACUGGUUUUAUGCGAGUACAACUGUUCCCCGAGAUGCUGUUCCCCGAGAUGCGAGUACAGCUGUUCGGUGGUGUGUAGUUUUAGAAAUUGUGAAUAAUAUACAAGAAGAAAGAAUGCCUGCAGCUAUUUCACCUCCUAAAUAGCAUUGUUUUUAAUAUUUAUUCAAAGUUAAUGUAAAGAAUCAGAAAUUUUGCGGCAUUUGGUGCGUAGUCGGCUAAUUGUUAGUCAUAUUUCUCUGGGCA